UUCUAGGGAUCCUCGCUCUUGAGAGAAGCAAGGGGGCGAGAGAGAAAGAGAAGCAGCAGACCAGAAAACGCAGAGAAAGAAAAGAAAACAGAAACCAAAACACGAGAGAGGGAAGAAGAAGAAGAAUUUAAGGACGGAAUAGGUGCAUCCCAGCCGUCGAAACAAGAUGACUGAAUUCAUGGAUCUCGAAACCCAAGACGGCAUACGGAUGCCCUGGAACGUGAUCCCAGGAUCGAAGCAAGAAGCCUCCAACUGCGUCGUCCCUGUCUCUGCCAUCUACACCCCUCUCAAACCCAACAAUUCCAACCCUGUCCUCCCCUACGCUCCUCUCCGCUGCCGCACGUGCCGAUCCGUCCUCAACCCAUUUUCCACCGUCGAUUACCUGGCCAAGAUCUGGAUCUGCCCCUUCUGCUUCCAGCGCAACCAUUUCCCCCCUCACUACUCCUCCAUGGCCGAGGACAAUCUCCCAGCCGAGCUCUUCCCUCAGUACACCACCAUCGAAUACUGCUCUCCCGUAGAGGCACCGAUUCCCACGGUCCCGCCCGUCUUCCUAUUCGUCGUCGAUACCUGCAUCAUCGAGGAGGAGCUGGCAUUCCUGAAGUCCGCCCUCUCCCAGGCCAUCGAUCUCCUCCCUGACAACUCUCUCGUCGGUCUCGUCACCUUCGGGACCUUCGUCCAGGUCCACGAGCUUGGCUUCGGACAGAUCCCCAAAUCCUACGUCUUCAAGGGCUCCAAGGAGAUGACCAAGGACCAGAUCCUCGAUCAGAUGGGCUUCUUCUCAAAGAAGCCAAAGCCCGCCAUUGGCAUCGUUGCGGGCCUGCGGGAUGGGCUCUCGAGCGAGAGCAUCUCCCGUUUCCUCCUUCCGGCCUCCGAGUGCGAAUUCAUCUUGAGUUCGGUAUUGGAGGAGCUGCAGAAAGAUCCAUGGGCAGUCCCGACGGAUCAGCGAUCCACGAGGUGUACCAGCACUGCACUGAGUGUUGCGGCUAGUCUAUUGGGGGCUUGUGUACCGGGCUCUGGUGCGAGGAUCAUGGCCUUCAUUGGUGGGCCAUCGACAGAAGGACCGGCGGCUAUCGUGUCAAAGAAUUUAUCUGAUCCAAUUCGUUCUCACAAGGACCUAGAUAAAGAUUCUGCUCCCCAUUAUCAUAAAGCUGUUAAGUUCUAUGAUGGGCUUUCAAAGCAGCUAGUGAAUCAAGGGCAUGUGCUGGAUUUGUUCGCCUGUGCUCUUGACCAGGUAGGUGUUGCAGAACUUAAAGUUGCAGUCGAAAGGAGUGGGGGGUUGGUUGUGCUGGCGGAAAGCUUUGGCCAUUCUGUUUUUAAGGAUUCUCUCAAACACAUUUUUCAGUCCACUGACUAUGACCUUGGUCUAUCAUUUAAUGGUAUAUUCGAGAUUAAUUGCUCAAAGGAUGUCAAAGUUCAGGGCAUUAUUGGUCCUUGCGCAUCUCUUGAGAAGAAAGGUCCUCUGUGCUCUGAAACAGUCGUUGGCCAGGGAAAUACAUGUGCCUGGAAGAUGUGCGGUCUUGACAAAGCAACAACUUUGUGUUUAAUAUUUGAUAUUGUGAAAAAGGACAGCCCAGAUGCCAUCGGUCAGCCCACGAGCAAUCAAUAUUAUUUCCAGUUUUUAACUUAUUAUCAGCAUAGUGAUGGUCAAAUGAGACUUCGUGCCACAACACUUUCCAGAAGAUCUGUGGUUGGACCAGGAUGCAUGCAGGAUUUAGUAGCUGGAUUUGAUCAAGAAGCAGCUGCCGUAGUCAUGGCACGAUUAGUUUCUUUCAAAAUGGAAUCUGAGGCUGAAUUCGACCCAAUCAGAUGGCUUGAUAGGUCAUUAAUACGCUUAUGUUCUCGGUUUGGAGAUUACCAAAAAGAUAGUCCGUCGUCUUUUGGCUUGUCUCCACGUUUCUCAAUCUUUCCUCAAUUUAUGUUCCAUUUGCGACGGUCUCAGUUUGUCCAGGUUUUUAACAACAGUCCAGAUGAAACUGCAUACUAUAGGAUGAUCCUGAAUCGAGAGAACGUAAGCAAUUCAGUUGUGAUGAUUCAACCUUCAUUGAUAUCUUACUCCUUCCAUUCUAUCCCAGAACCCGUUCUACUAGAUGUGGCGGCUAUUGCUUCUGACAGGAUCCUCCUUUUGGAUGCCUAUUUUACGGUUGUCGUAUUUCAUGGGGUUACUAUUGCUCAAUGGAGAAAUGCUGGGUACCAAAAUCAAGCAGAUCAUGAGGCGUUUGCCCAGUUGCUGCGUGCUCCUCGUGAUGACUCAGAUGCAAUAAUCAAGGAGCGUUUUCCUGUUCCUCGCUUAGUCAUUUGCGAUCAAUAUGGCUCGCAGGCCCGUUUCCUCUUGGCAAAAUUGAACCCGUCAGCCACCUACAACUCUGACGCUCCACCACCUGGAGGGGAUGUCAUCUUCACCGACGACGUAAGUUUUCAGGUCUUCAUGGAUCAUCUCCAGAGGCUGGUGGUUCAGUAAUUGAUGUUUAAGAGGAAUAACAUCAGAACAGUGAAAGGACAGAGAAAGAGGUAAGGAGUGCUAGUUAGGGGGUGGCAACGGGUGAGUGGCUUUCUUGGCUGGGCUUUGGA
Molecule: messenger RNA, 2568 nt
Organism: Magnolia sinica
Lineage: Eukaryota; Viridiplantae; Streptophyta; Magnoliopsida; Magnoliales; Magnoliaceae
Product: protein transport protein SEC23 C
Exons: 13
Coding region: 167-2458 (763 amino acids)
Biological process (GO): endoplasmic reticulum to Golgi vesicle-mediated transport; intracellular protein transport; COPII-coated vesicle cargo loading
Cellular component (GO): endoplasmic reticulum exit site; COPII vesicle coat
Molecular function (GO): GTPase activator activity; zinc ion binding
Source: RefSeq, a predicted model, not a curated record